CAGUGCAGAUCAGUGAUGAUGAUGGGAGAAGAUCCUUCACUGUGCUGAUGACUGGACUGAGACUGACUGAUUCUGGCUGGUACUGGUGCUCUGCUGGAGAUGCACUGAGUCCUGUUCAUCUCACUGUAAUAGAAGCAGGUGUUGAAAGCUACAGCAGUCAGUCAAACAAAGUAUUAACUGUUCAGACUGGAGGAUCUGUCACCAUCCCAUGUUAUUAUGACAAGAAAUACACACAGCAGAAGAAAUACAAAAAAAAAAAAAAAAAUAAAUCUAAUACAUACACAAACACCUCAGAGGAGAAUCUGUCAGUAAUUGAUCAUCCUGAUCAGAGUCUCUUUACUGUGACUAUGAGAAACCUGCAGGACAAACACAGUGGAUUUUAUUACUGUGUUGUGGAGACUGGAGAACAACCACUGAUAAAAACAAUAUAUGAGACUUAUCUCAAGAUUCAAUCUGCUCCUGAUGUGUCUGUGGUGAGCAGCAGUGUAUCUGGACAUGAAGGUGGUGAUAUCAGUGUUCAGUGUGUCUACAGUUCUGAUUAUCAGAAUAAACUCAAACGGUGGUGCAGAUAUAAAGAUAAGAGCUGUCACACAGUGGAGAGGACUGACACAUCCCAGAAUUCAUCAGUGCAGAUCAGUGAUGAUGGGAGAAGAUCCUUCACUGUGCGGAUGACUGGACUGAGACUGACUGAUUCUGGCUGGUACUACUGCUCUGCUGGAGAGGCACUGAAUCCUGUUCAUCUCACUGUAAUAGAAGAAGAUGGAGUUUUCUGUCUGUCCAAGAACUUUUCUCCACAUAAAAACUGAAAGAUCUGAUGAUUAGAAAAUCGUUGAUAAAAAGAUGUAUGUUCUGCUUUUCUGUGUGUUUAUGUGUGCAUGCAUUAGAUGUCUACAUUUUCUAAAUGCUUAGUUAAAUGUAUUUAAAUAUAUUUUUGCUUUUAUCCAAACAACUUACAACUGAGCAAUAUACCAAAUAAAAUUACAUAAUUUUAGAAAACAAUGUUCAUUUUGCAUUUUAAAGUUUUUUUUAUUAUUACUGUUAUUAAGCCCUCAUAUUUUAUAUCAGUAGUUUUUCGAUCACCCUGACCUCAGAUAAAUAUACACUUUUUACUAAAUAGUGGAGUAAGAAUUAAGAUAACAUACUUUUGAAUAUUUGGAUGUAAAAGUUGAAUUUGACCAAAGGGAAAAUACACUGAUGAAGUACAGUUUACACGCAUAAGUUACAAAAACACAGUCGAUUAUAUCUGUGAAGUUAAACUGCUGGGUUUAUGCAUAUUUAUAUUAGAUAUGUAUAUGAAGUGACAGCAGCGUAAUAUACAGUACCUAUACCACUGUCUAUGCUGAAAAUAUGACCCAAACAAUAAAAUAAAAUAGAAAAUU
Molecule: messenger RNA, 1379 nt
Organism: Cyprinus carpio (common carp)
Lineage: Eukaryota; Metazoa; Chordata; Actinopteri; Cypriniformes; Cyprinidae
Product: polymeric immunoglobulin receptor-like
Exons: 4
Coding region: 48-806 (252 amino acids)
Source: RefSeq, a predicted model, not a curated record